AUGGAGGAGCUUUGCUACAGCUUCGAGGAGGGAGACCCCACUGCAGAAUGUCUCCUCUGGGAGCCGGCAGAUCCUGACGCACAGCUGGAGAACUUUCUCCUGGAGUGCCUGGCAGAGCCCUCCUGGCCGGGGCCGGAGGAUGCUGAGCUGGACAAGCGCCCAGUCCCACCGGAGCCCCCCGGGCAGCCCCGGCAGCGCCGCGCCGCCAACCUCCGCGAGCGGAGGCGGAUGCUCAGCAUCAACGCGGCCUUCGAGGAGCUGCGCGGCCGCGUGCCCACCUUCCCCUACGAGAGGCGCCUCUCCAAGAUCGACACGCUGCGCUUGGCCAUCGCCUACAUCGCCCUGCUCGGGGACAUCCUCCUGUCCGGCUGCCACCCCAAGGCCUACGUGGAGCAGUGCCUGAGGAGCGGCGGCCGCAGCCCCCAGCGGGCAGCCUGGAACACGAGCGAUCUGACAGCCCGCCUGUCCUGGGUAAAGUGGGAUUAA
Molecule: messenger RNA, 486 nt
Organism: Vidua chalybeata
Lineage: Eukaryota; Metazoa; Chordata; Aves; Passeriformes; Viduidae
Product: helix-loop-helix protein 13-like
Exons: 2
Coding region: 1-486 (161 amino acids)
Biological process (GO): regulation of transcription by RNA polymerase II; developmental process
Molecular function (GO): protein dimerization activity; RNA polymerase II transcription regulatory region sequence-specific DNA binding; DNA-binding transcription factor activity, RNA polymerase II-specific
Source: RefSeq, a predicted model, not a curated record